CUUGAGCCGAGGGACAGAGAGGGUGGGAAGAGGGAAAAUCAGAUCUGGAUAAUUGGAUAACAGAAACUCGCUCUGUCAAAGUUGGCGUCUUCCGUUGUGUUUAUUUGAAGGAUUUAUGCAGAACGGAGAAGUAACGAACGCGCGUAUUUCGGAGAUUAAUGACUUCUCCGGUUUUUGAUUGUUAAAAAAAAAAUCAUCUUAAAUUCAAGAAAAGGAGCCGUUCCUUAAGCGUUUGAUCUGUAAUCAUUAUAUGAAAUCUUGGUAUUAUAAUGACAAUAAGGCAAUAUAUGUCGCGUCAUAAUACUGCCACAACAUUCUAGCUCUUUCUUGUGGUAAAAUCAACAUGCAGACCAUCUUAGAUCACAGAAACAUCAAAAUACAGCCCGAGUAAUGGCUCCCUACUCCAGUCCGGAUUUUCCUUGUGAGGCGCGCCGGAGCCCUGGAGGUGGAUAAUCUGGUGGAGCCCGCUUCUCUCAUGCCAUGCUGGGCCACAAGGGCUCCGGGAGACGCUGCUACAUAUUACCGAGAACCGGGAUGGAGGAGAGGCGGAGGGGGGAAGAAAAAAGUUUCGCUUAAACCUGGCAGAGAAACUUUCAACAUGAAGCCUCACUGACGCGCCAUUUCACCACUACCACAGCAGCUAUAACAAGGCUUGCUUUUCCACUGAAUACAUUUUUCACCUCCCAGCUUGUGUUUUUCUCCCCUUCUUGUAUUAUUUUCUGUAUGCAAGGCUGGUCGGGGCUUGCUGUCACUGCGCGCUGAGAUGUUGGAGUGACGAUGGCUGCGCAAGUGGCAUCGGCUCCGACCAGAACUAAUAACAAAAACAAGGCACUAUCCAGCGGUUUGGGUCCGGAGCUCAAUUCGGGGAAAUCCGGAGGAGGAGGGACCGUACAGCGAACUGGACCGAUGCUGGGUGCCGGAGAUGGGACUCUUAAUAAUGUAGACCAUCACCGCGGAAACGAGCUCAAUAUGGUCCAUUCAACUUCCACGAGUCAUAACGGUCCGGACGGCCAUGACAAGGAUGGGAAUCAUCUCACGUCCGCCUCGGCGUCGACUAAUUCAAGCACUUCCUCGAUGGAAACUGGUUUGAUUGCGAACCACAAGCUGAAAUGUGUGGGAAGCGGAGAUCCCCCUCAGUCUCAACCGCCGCUACAGCCAGCGCAGUUCGGCCAAUUUGCGCCUCAUCAGCAGGGGCAGAUCCAAAGUAACAACACCGCAAAUAACAACGGCCAGGGGCCCCGUGGGGACAGAGGUAUGGAUCACCAACACCAUAGUGGCAAAGAGAACCUGCUGGGGGGGCAGGGGGAGCCUCAGCAGCAGCACUUGCCAGGGAAAAGUGAGGGGGACCUCACCUGUAAACCCGCGGAGAGAAUGAUGGGUACCAGGUAUGAACACUCUAACCUGGGCCCAACAGGUAACAACUCUGAGUUUAAUAACUAUUACACUCCAAGGCCCUGUUAUGAGCAACAUGGCGGACAGCAGCAACAAAGCAGUGGGAUGGGGAUAACACACUCAUCGGCACAUAACAGCAUGGAGAACUCUCACGAAGCAGAGUACCACAACAGCCAGUACAACCAGUACCCAGCGUACCGUGCGGGCUACAGCGGCGGGGCCUACGGGAUGAUGGGCCCCUCUGGAUACCGACAACCUGGGAACAUGAUGAUGGGCAACAACUCCUCAGCAAGCCACGUCAAGUCCCCUCUGGGAGCUGGUUCGGGUGGCUUUCAGAGGUUCCCCGGACAGACUCAGCAGCAGCAUCCCUCAGGGGCCACUCCGACCCUCAACCAGCUGCUGACAUCCCCCAGCCCAAUGAUGCGGGGUUAUGGUGGUGCGUAUCAAGACUACAGCGGCCCCACGGCGCAGCAGCAAGCCGGGAUGGGCCUGGGGAAAGACGUGGGGCCCCAGUAUGGAGCCACCUCGGCACACGGCUGGGGAGGACAGCAGAGAAACCACCCUCAUUCAGUGAGUCCAGGCAACGCAGGGCAAGGCCUCAGCAGGACGCAGGUGUCCUCCAUGGACUUCAUGGCUAUGAAGCGCUCGCAGCUCUACGGCAUGUCCAACAAUCCCUACUCCACCCCACAGCAGCCAGGGGGCGGGCCAUACCAACCUAGCCAGCCAUACACAUCACCUCCUCCACACCGAUAUCCAAUGAGCAUGCAGGUGAGGGGCCAAAUGAGCAUGGGCGGGAUGCAGUACCCACAGCAUCAGGUGGCGCCCUAUGGCCAGCAGGGGAUGGGGGGCUACAGCCAGCAGCAGGCUGGGCAGCAGGGAACCCCUCUGUACUUCAGCCCCCCUCAUCAGCCCCCUCCAGGUCCAACCCAGAACCCCUACCUGCAGCCCCGGCCACCACCGCAACAGGAAGCUCAGCAGGAGAAUUACAGCACCAGAGGUCCUGCCCCACGGAAUUCUGGGAAGGCAAAUGAGGAUGGCAUCUCCCAGGACCGCCCUUCCAGUCUGCCGGAUCUGUCCGGCUCGAUUGAUGACCUCCCCACUGGGACAGAAGUGGGACUGGGCUUGGCCGUGAGCGCUGGCGGCUCUUCCAGCAGCAGCAGCAGUAGUAGCCAAGUGGAGCACGGAGGCGCCAAUAAUCAGGGCCAGUCGCCUUUCUCCCCUCAUGCCUCCCCCCACCUUCCCAGCCAGAGGAGUGGGCCCUCUCCCUCCUCUGUGGGCUCCCCUGCAGGUUCCACUCAGUCCCAGCAGUCCCGGUCUGGCUCUGGACCCAUCUCUCCUGCCAGUGGACCAUCUGCCAACACCGCUGCACCAGGUUCAACCAUGGCCCCACAGAGCUCUGGGAAUGGACCAGAUGGAGUCCACACGCAAAUCUCCCGCUCACCUAUGGCUCAUGAUAGAGGGUUCAUGUCCACCAUGCAGAGGAACCACACUGGCUCCCAGUUUGCCUCUCCACAGUCUGGGACUCCUAUGUCCCCACACCCUUCACAUGGGGGCCCGUUAUAUCCCGGGAUGGGUCCCUAUUCCCAAAGCAGCCCCACAGGCCCUUAUGGACCUCAAGGAUCACAAUAUGGACACCAAGGAAACUACCCUCGGCCCUCCAACUACAGUGGGAGUGCCAGUACCAGCUACAGUGGCCCUGGCCCUGGCAUGACCAACAGUCUGGGGAUGAACGCCAGCAGCCCCAUGCAUGGCCAGGGGCCCGGCCAGCCCAUACCUGUAGGACGUAGCCAUGGCCCAGGCAGCCAGAACAGGGUGUACCCGCCCAUGGCUCCCAGCUCCCCCAGCAUGCCCCAGCCAGCUGGACCAGGAAUGCGUCCUCCUUCUUUGGGAGGUUCUAACCACAAAGUCAAGGAGGCAGCAGCAGUAGCUGCCGUGCCUGGAUCUGCCAACUCAGUGCACAACAGCUGCAGGCGACUUCCGUGUUUAUGGUCCUCAGUCCAGUUGCAGUCACCCCAGCACACCUGCACCCACUGGCCUGCACCCCAGCCUGCCUCUACCUGUGCACCACCUUCACCUCCACCCAGACCUCACCACCCACCUAUCCUGUCACCCUCACAUUUAGGGCACCAUAGGCAGGGCAGUCAUCAAUGCUCUGGCAUCAGCCAGGCAAGCACUAUGGCCUCCACUGUCCCCUACAGCCAGCCAGAGGGCAACAAAAACUCUGCCAUGAGCAACUCACAAGAUCCAGCCUACAAUAUGCCACCUUCAGCAGCAAUGGGAACGUCAGGAGACGACAUGAUGAGCCCAGAUGGGAAAGCGAAAUCAGACAUCAAAGACAGCAGAGGCCCCGCCAGUGAGCCUCACAAACAAAAGCUACACGAUGGCUACAGCAACAAUAAUAGCAGCCGCAGCUCCCACCACUGUGGAUCCCAACCACCCACACCAGGUGCUCCCCGCUCUCUCCGAGCCCAGCCAGCCUGUCCUCCUACCACGGAGAUGACAAAAACCAACCCGAACUCCUCCUCUCUCAGUGGGGAGCGAAUCACGCGGCUUUAUGAACUGGGUGUGGAGCCUGAGAGGCGUGGCUGGGUGGAACGAUAUCUGACCUUCAUGGAGGAAAGGGGCACCCCUGUUGCACAGCUGCCAGCUGUAGGCAAGAAGCCACUGGACCUGUGGAAGCUCUACAUGGCUGUUCGGGAGAUAGGAGGCCUCGCCAUGGUGAACAAGAACAAGAAGUGGAGGGAGCUGUCCACCACACUGAACGUUGGUACAUCGAGCAGCUCUGCCAGCUCGCUCAAGAAGCAGUACAUCCAGUACCUGUUUGCCUAUGAAUGCAAGAUGGACAGGGGAGAGGAGCUGCCGGCAGACAGCAGCAGUAGCAGUAGCAGUAUGGCUGGAGGGGACAACAGGAAGCAGGUCAAGAUCCAGCCGCCUUCACCUGCAAAUUCAGGCGGCUCCCUCCAGGGCCCACAGACGCCCCAGUCCUCUGGCAGCAGCUCAACAGUGGAGGCAGCAGGGGAGCUGAAACCCCCCACACCCGCCACUACCCCUCUGGGACAGGUCACACCACUGCCCCCCAACAGGAGCAUUGUGAACAUACAGGACCCCUUCUCAGAGGUGAGUGACCCCGCCUUCCAGAAGCGUGCUCCCUCUCUGCCCCCCUCAGCGUCUUACCAGCAGAGCCUCAGUAUGCCUGACAUGAUGAUGAGGAUGCAGUACGAUGCCAAGGACCCCUUUGCCGGGAUGAGGAAGAUGGCAGGAGCUGACCCCUACAUGCCAGGCCAGAUGCCCAGUGGUGGUAUGCAGGACAUGUAUGGUCGACCCCCAUCUGCCCUGAGCAUGAACCAAAGGUCACAGUAUCCGUAUGGACCAGGCUAUGACAGGAGACCGGACCAUGUCAUGGGGAUGGAGGGUAGCAUGGGUCCCCCUGGGAGUCAGAACAACCUGGGGCCUUCCAACAGUGAGGGCAACAUGUACUCUCCCAGCAGAUACCCUUCACAGCAGAGACAUGAUGGCUACGGUCAGCAGUAUCCCGGUAUGCCAUAUGGGAUGCAUCCAUCUGGGAUGUACCCACAGCAGCAGGGUUACAAACGGCCCAUGGACAGUAUGUAUGGUCCCCCACCCAAGAGACAUGAGAGUGACAUGUAUGCCAUGCAGUAUGCCAACCAGCAGCCAGACAUGUACAACCACUAUGGUGGUGGGUACUCAGGUCCUGAACACAGACCCAUCCAGGGACAGUUCCCCUACCUUCGAGAUCGAAUGGCCUCCUCAGGACAGAGCCAGAACAGUAUGAUGGGCGGGGGCCCUACUCCCAACCAUGCAAUUGAUGGCCCCAACAUGUGGCCAGCCAGGACAGAACCCAACUAUCCCUACCCCAACCGUCAAGGGCCGCCAUCUCAAAUGCCACCUUAUGGGUCGGUUGGUAGAGAUGACAUGGACUGCCGGCCUGGGCAGGAGCAGUGGCACCGUCAGCCUCCCUACAUGUCAUCAUCAGGGGGCAUGCUUCCUCUGUCUUCACGCCAGCAUUCAUCUUACUCCAACUCCCCAUCCAUGGCAAACCACCUACCCAGAGCACCCAGUCCAGGGUCCUACCAGCGCUCCAUGGACUCUCGGAUGUCACCCAGCAAAGCACUGUUCAUGUCACCCAUGAAGAUGCCUAAACCUGGAAUGGCCAUGAUGGGAUCACAAGCAGGAGUACCCCUUGGUCAGUUUCCUCCCAACCUCAGACAGGACCUGAACUACCCUCCAGGAUCAGUGGAGGCCUCCAUGCCGAUUCUGAAGCCUCGACGCAAGCUUACCUCCAAGGACACUGGUAAGAUAGAGCCCCAGUAUUUUAUGAGUCAACAUUUUGAACAGGAAUUACAAUUAUCUCCUCUGAUCAGUGUCCAUUAUAUCAUUUGGUAUGAUGACAGCACUGUGGCCUCCUUCAGCCUCUCUCAGUUGCCUGGCUUCCUUGAGCUCAUCGUAGAGUACUUCCGCCGAUGCCUCAUAGAGAUCUUUGGCAUCCUGGAAGAGUUUGAGGUAGGGACUGUAGGUCAUAAAAGCCUUUUGGAGCCUACUUCUAACCAGAAAAAAGAACCCAUCCCUAACCAAGAAACAGACUCAACUGUCCACCCUGAACCUGAGCCCUCCUUGGCAGCAGAGAUGCAAGUACAGGAAGCUCCUCCCUUCACUGCAGAGCCAGUGUCAGCUGAGGUGAAUGGUGAGAUAGAGGAGUCUGGGGUGAGUGAAAAGAAGGAUGACAAGAAUGAAGUAGAAAGAGAAAAAGAGCGGAAAGAACAAGACAAGAGUGACAAUGGAGCAGAGAGUAAAAAAGAGUCUGCAGACCAGCCUGUCACACAGCUGGAACCUAAACCUAAACAAGCCAGCAAAUAUGACAAGCUCCCCAUCAAGAUCAUCCACAAAGAGGAUCUGAUUGAAGACACAACAGAGCACUUAGGUUAUGUCACUGAGUUUACCAGCGGGCUGCUACACUGGUAUGCUGGUGGAGGAGACUCCACCGCACACAUUCAGACACACUUUGAACCCCAGACUGAACCACUUGUCAGAACAAAUGAGAAAAUAAGACAAGAGAACAAACAGGAAAAUAAGGUGGACAAUGAAAAGAAACAACCAGUGAAACAUAUCACUGCUACUAUUGAUGAUGUUCUAUGUGCUCGAGUGGAUGCCCUGUCUUACGCCCACCCAGCGCGCUCCUUGCCAUCCUACCCCUUCAGGGUGCAUCCAGAUGGGGAGCAGGACCACAUCACCUUACUGGAGGAUGAGCCCCGCUGUCUAGAUGAGGCGCCGCUCUACACAGUCUCUGCAUGGCAGAACUCACUGUCGAGGCGGUGCCUCUGCAUCUCCAACAUAGUUCGGAGUCUGUCUUUUAUCCCGGGGAAUGACUCAGAUAUGUCACACCACCCUGCGCUAGUUCUUCUUCUGGGUAGGCUGCUCCUGCUGCAUCACCAGCAUCCUGAGAGGAAUAGUUCACCCAUGAGCUACCAAAAAGAUGAACAGCAGGAGCAGGGGUUGUCGAGUAGCAAAGAGGAGUGGUGGUGGGAGUGUCUGGGUCUGCUCAGAGAGAAUGCCAUGGUUACUUUGGCCAACAUCUCUGGCCAGCUGGAUCUUUCUACCUAUCCAGACACUAUCUGCCUCCCCAUCCUGGAUGGCCUUCUCCACUGGAUGGUGUGCCCUUCAGCUGAAGCCCAGGAUCCCUUCCUGUCAGCAACACCCCACUCCCAGCUGACUCCUCAGAGGCUGGUGCUGGAGUGCCUCUGUAAGCUGAGCAUCCAGGAUGGCAACGUUGACCUACUGCUAGCUACGCCACCUUUUAGCCGACAGGAGAAACUCUUCACUGUCUUGGUGCGUUAUGUGGGUCAGAGGAAAGCCCAGGUGUACAGAGAGAUGGCGGUGGCUGUCCUCUCCCACCUGGCACAAGGAGACCCCACAGCGGCACGUGCCAUAGCAAUGCAGAAGGGCAGUGUGGGUAAUUUGGUAGGGUUCUUGGAGGAUGGUGUUAGCAUGGCACAGUACCAGCAGAACCCUCAUAGCUUGCUGCAUAUGGGACACCCGCCUAUGGACCCACCUAGCAUAAACAUGAUGUGUAGGGCCGCUAAAGGCCUGUUGGCCAUGGCUAAAGUGGAGGAGAACAAGACAGAGUUUGUGCUAUACGAAAGCAGAUUGUUAGACAUCUCCAUUUCUUCGGUCCUGAGCAUGGGAGUGGUGGCCGUUAUUUGCCAAGUUCUCUUUCACCUAGGGAAAUUAUGACAGGACGAGAAGCAGGACUCACUCAGCAGACACUAAGGCGGAUAUUUCUUUGCUUUUCUAUUUUUAUUUAUCAAAACGACAGAAAAGUUUGUUGUGUUUUUUAAAGAAAUAUCCACAUAAAAUAUCUCUAUAUAUGUAUAGCUUCUGGGCCCUGUUAAAAAAGUGGGUUUGGGAUUUGAAAGCUGAUUUUAAUACAAAUAUUUAAUACCUGCUGGUGUCAGAUUGCUGCGUUUGAUAUUUUGUUUGCAUUUGUUUUUGUUUGUUUACUUUUUUUCAGCCAAAGCUGCCACCAGAAUUUGGUGCUCAAUUAUGUGGUUCCUUUUGAGUCCGAGUUGUUGAGAUGUUUUUCAGUUUUAUAAAGGCUAAUAUACUCAUCAACAUUUUGUUAAUGGAGAGUAUUUAUUUGAAAUGUGACACUGUACAGUAGUUGGAACUUUUUUGCCAACAGUUGUGGAGAAAAAAACACUGACCUUUUAAAGUUAAAUGUAUAAGCCUCCAUCGCUGGAAGAUAAAUUGUGCAAUAGGACUCAAAAACGUUGUCCCUAUGAGAACAAGUUGUAAAUCUUUGAAGACACCUGCAGUGUGUGUUUUAGGCCAUGGGGAGGCAGCAUUCCACCAGCCAAUCCACAUGAGAAAACAGCAUCUGUCAGAAUUGUCUAAUUUAUCAAUCAUAGCCUCAACAGAUGAACUUUGUGUUUCCUAAGCACUUGUGUUAUGUCUGUAUUUUUUCAUCACUGUGUAUAUAAACCGUUGUACAAUAGACGCACAUGAUUCUUUCAUUCUGAGUCAAGCAUUGCAAAAGAUGGGACUUUCUGACUAUUACAGCAAAUGCUUUUAUUGUUGGUCAAAUUUGUUAUUGUUAUUAUACAGAUUUUGUUAAAGGGGUCAAAUAUUUGAACUGAUGUAACAGAUGUUUCAAUGUAAAAAAAAAAAAAAUCCUGUAUGCAUUGUAUUAUAGCUGAGAAAACAAUCGCUUUGGUAAUCAAACGUGGAAGUGCUGGGGUGAGAGAAUAUCUAUGUGAGGUUAUAUAAGAAAACUGAACACAGUUCUGUUCUUUAUUGUCCUCCCUUCAUGUCAAAGGACAUAUUUUUGAAUCUAGAUAAUGCUCUAAAAGAAAAGUGUUAACAGAUUCUUCAAAAUGUCCUGAAAGUCCACUGUAAAGUUUGCCUUUUUUCAUAUGACCCCAUGUCUCUCUUUUAUUCAGUAUACACAUUUAUACUCUGUGCUGCACAUGUCACAAAUAAAUGUACGAUGAACAUCGUUAAGCACCGAGACUUUGCAUUAUGUCCAGACAAUCCUAGGCCAAUAAAGCAAACAUCAGCUGCUUAUAUGGACUGCCUUUCAUUGAUUCCAAAUAAUGUCAUCACAGUCACAAAUGCCUCCUCCAGCUCACAGUGAAAACAAUACACAACAGUCCAGAGGACCCUUGAUAAAGACGAUAUGACUGAGAUGUUUAUCUGGCUGAUUUGCUUGAGUGCAAAUGUUUCAGUUUAAAAAUAACAAUGGCUGCUAUUCAGGUAUCAUUUCAGUUUUUUUGUUAGUGUCUCCUUUUCAGUGAUGUCUGAGGAGGAGCAACCUUAUGUAUCUGAAUGUUAAAUUAUAGUUUUUACCUGCUAUGGAUGCAGUUUCAUAAAUUUA
Monopterus albus (swamp eel) is the source of this 9280-nucleotide messenger RNA. RefSeq names its product AT-rich interactive domain-containing protein 1B-like. The coding region runs from base 778 to 7641 and encodes 2287 amino acids. The record is from RefSeq and is a predicted model, not a curated record. The transcript is spliced from 23 exons. Gene Ontology annotation, biological process: positive regulation of DNA-templated transcription; chromatin remodeling; regulation of transcription by RNA polymerase II. Lineage: Eukaryota; Metazoa; Chordata; Actinopteri; Synbranchiformes; Synbranchidae. Gene Ontology annotation, molecular function: nucleosome binding; DNA binding. Gene Ontology annotation, cellular component: nucleoplasm; SWI/SNF complex; brahma complex.